AUGUUCGAACAUUCGGAUCCACAGCCGUUGAAUCCAGAGAACUUUGUCCGAAAUGCAUGCGGAUUCAAUGAGUACGUUCUGCCGAGUAAUGUUCGUCCGAAAUAUGGGAUAAAAUUCCGACUACAUACACAGAGAGCAGGGACCAAAACGCCAAGGACACAUAUUUGGAGGUUUUUUUGAACUUUUUUUUUCGAAAAUGAUGCAAUCAAGUUUUGAAAUAACGUGUGAAUAUAUCAAAGUCUGAGGAAUUUUUUUCAAAUUUUUUUAACUUUUUCGUUCAAAUUGGCACUUUUUGGAUAAGUGGAUUAGUUCUAAAUUCGUAGCUUUUUUUCGGUUUGAACUUAAAAAAAUUAAUUAUUUUGGAGUUUUUUUAUAGGACCAGCGAUCAUUUUAGACACGAAAUAUGAAAAAAAGCUUCAAAAAUUUCAACUUUUGAUCUGACUUUUUGAAAAAUUUUUUUGCUUUUUUUAUUGAAGUUAGCUUACUAUUUGGUAUUUUUUUGAAAAAAAUUUUUAAAUUGAUUUUACUACUCUUUUUUUCAUUUUCUGUGUAAUCUGUGUUAAGGUGAAUGAAUAUUUUGAAUUUUUUUCCAAAAAAAGGAGAGAAAUUCAACUUUGCGCCUUGAAAUCUAUUAAGAAGCUCACUGGAUAGGAAAAAUUUUUCUAAUUUUAAUUUUUUUCAAACUUUUUUUAAAAAAAUCCAUUUAUGGAUAAGUACUGAACGAGUUGAGAAAAAGCUAUAAAAAAAUAAGUUUUUUUCCCAAAAAAAUCAAAUUUUUCGUGCUUGAACUAGCUUUAGAAGGAGGGAUAACGUUAAAAUUAUAUUUUUUUCACUUUUUUUAAAAAAAUAUUUUUUUCGAAUAUCGCCUUUUUUUCAAAAUUAGUUCUGAAACACAACCAAGUAAAAGCUACCGUAUGACAGGUGCUCGGACUGCGUAGUCUACGAGACAGUCUACCGUAAGAAGGAAAGUGAUUGCGGGCCCACAAUCGGCCACUGGGCAAAGGAGCGCGACGGAUUCUGGCAGACGGAUCCCGACGGCGGCUUCCACGUCUGCGGAUGGCCGUCUCAGGACCAUUUGUUGAAGGUUUUCCGUGGAUCUUGGCCUAGUGAAAAAGGCGAGAUAAUGGGUAGAUUGGCAAGGGUGGCGCGUUGCGUGCGCGACGCGGCUUUUGGCUGGGAACUCGAGAUCAAACCGGAAAAAAAAACCCUAAAAAAAUUUUCAGAGUGCGCGCUGGACAGCGCUAGUCUGACUGACUUGGCUGUCGCGCGUCAUGCUCAUCUCAUGUAUCUUUUCUCAUUUUUUCGACAGUUCCAAAAAACCCUUAACUUGAAACAGAUAUCCGGUUAUUCUCACAAUAUGCGAGUCUAAUGAGACGUCCGCAGAAUCGCGUGCACGGCUACUGUAAACAUUUGUCCGUAUAGGUCAAUCCGCGCCAGCUUGUCACGAUUUUUAAUUUUUUCGGAGCUACCGACGCCCUUUCGGCGCUUCGCUUCGAUGCUCUUGGUGUGCCCUCCUGCGUGCGCCUUUAAUAAAACUCAUUAUUUCCGAACUUUGGAAUUUUCUUUUCCUACAAAAAAAAGUUGUAACAUGAAAUUUUAGCCAAAAUAUAUAUGCAAAAAAGAGGCGCGCCGUAGCGCAACAGGUUGUGUGCCUGUCUACGGUCCACAGGGUCACAAGUUCGAUCCCCGCCCCGACCCAACCAAGGGGUUUAAGAAAUGUUGGUAGUGGGAGACCACGACUUCAUAAUCCCCAGCCGUCACACACAAGGACGGAUAUGUCACUGGAGCCAGUCCACUGAUAUCAGGAUAGGACCUCGCCUAAUCGACUUGGGGCGCCGACGCCGCUCAAGCGGUACAAAGGCGUAAGAAGAAGAAGAAGAAGAUAUAUGCAAAAAAGAGCUCGAACAGUCGGUUUCAUUACCAAAAAUUAAAAAGUAGAAAUUUAAUAUUUUUGAUCUUUUUUCCUAAAAAUCCAGCAUGGAAUCUGACUUUGUUUAGUUACAGCAAAAAAUGGAAUCAAACCAUUGAAAACAAACUCAUAAAUUAACAAAAGAGAGCAAAUUAAAGCGACAUAUUAAUCAGAAAUAAUGUUUUAUUAAAGGCGCAGGGGGAACAUCGAGAACAAUGAAGCAAAGAGCUGAAAGGGGUUCUGUAGCUCCGAGGAAACUGAAAAUCGUGACAAACUGUUGCGGACCUGUACACCGAUCAAAAGCAUAUUUCAAAAAUUAAAAGAGGGAAAAUGAAAUCGUGUUUUUCUCUAAAACCAGUCAUAUCUGUGAAUUUAUGAGUACUCUGUUCGAUUCGCAAUGAAAAGUUCUACAAAGUACCGCUUUUUAAUGUCCCUAUACCUUGAAUGGUUCUGAAAAGGUUCAGCUUCUUCUUUUUCUUACGCCUUUGUACCGCUUGAGCGGCUCCCCAUGCCGAUCAGGUGAGAUCCUAUACAGAGAAGGAACCAUAAUGGGUCCACGAAGGUACCUCUCAAGAUGGAUCGUAAAGGCCCCAUAAUGUGUCCAUCUUGAGACCUCCGAUACCUUUUAACUAUAUCUGAGCCACCUCGGAGGUUCUUUAGAGUCUCCCUGAAGUCUAUCUUAUUUUUCUCAAAGCCAUCAGAGCUAUACUCGAGGUACCAUCGUGAGACUUUAGAGCCUGUGACAUACCUCAGAGGAUCUCGCGGUACCCUUUCUCGAUUCGCCUAUGUACUCGUAUACCAGGGAUAAUCAGUGGAGUGGCUUAAGUUACAUAUCCGUCCUUGAUGGAUGAUCAAGAAGCAGUGGUUUUCUGACUAUAGUCAAUUUUUCCCGACUUGAAAGGCGAAGCGCGUUCGCAGUUUUUGGCACGAGCUCAGUUCAACCGCUAGCGGCUAUUCUGAAAGCUCUUCUUAUACGGAUGAGGGUUGCUUAGCCUCCCGUGGUGAACCCGUAUAAGCGCAGCUGGUAGAACUUUCGAAAAAACUUUUCAUCCCAGCUGAGGCACCGUUUUAGCACAGCUGGGUCACAGAUUUUCGAAAUAGACACAGCUGGGAGGCCUUUUUUCUUGCACCCGGUUGUUCCCCCGUUUUAUCCCAACCAGGGCUGCACGAUACACGAUCUCGUCUCGAGAUUUUUCGAGAUAUUUCGAGACAAGAUCUCGCCAAAAAUCAGUCAAAUUUUUUAAUCCCCGCCGCGACCCCUGGCUUGGAACUCGGGACCCUGUGGACCGGAGACAGGCACACAACCUGUUGCGCUACGGCGCGCCGCAAUCAGUUGAACGGAUAAAGGCAUGGAAAUAAAUUUUUCAUGUUUCCCAUGAUUUCGUUGAAGGAAAAACCGCGUCGCGUACGCAACGCAUCACGCUUACAUUUCCAGGCGGAAAAAAAAAUGGAAAAGCACUGAAAAAUUUUUAGGGCUCAUUAUAAGAUUAAAAAUUAGGGAUGAAAGGAAUACUGGAUUAAAAACUCCUGAAGUGGCCGCUAAAUAGAAAACCUUUACAGUGGCCACUCAAACGAAAAAUAGUGGCCACUUCAGUGUCCUCUCCAAGUAGUCCAAUAAAGGUUUUCACAGCAAUGAAAAAAAAAACAUAUAUCAUGCUAUUUCGGUUAGUGCUUCAUGCUAGAAGAGAAAAAUUGCUAAAUUGUUGUUAAAUAAAUAUUUUUUUCUUAAAAUAAUCAUUGAGGAUCGACUUAUUGAAUUCAAGUGUUUUGAAAUACAAUUUUAGCUGUUUAGUGCAAAUUUUCAAACAUCUUUUAAGAGAGUCGAGUGUUUUUUAAACUUUUUGAGUACAUGAAAGUCCACUUGGAAAACCAGACCAAGCUUCCUUUUGGUACCUUUCUUUAAGGGAAGAAUCUAGGUUUUUUCUACUUGAAAACCCAGGAAAAGUUCUAAUGAUAUCAAAACCAUUUUUAAAGAAGCAUAGGAAGGUUCCAUGAAGUUCGGAAAGAAUAGUCUUUUUUCAACUUUUUGGGUUUUUUAUUGAACAAAUUGAAUCGAAAUAGUGGGCAAAAAGAGAGAGUGAGAAUCAUGAUUAAUUUUUUACGUUAAACGUAACGUAUUUGUCGUUUUUCUCGCUCAUUUUUAUUUGAUAAAAUCUAAAAUAAUGGGAAAAAAUCAUUUGUUCCAGGCGUUGCAAACGAAAAAAAUGUCAUUCAGAGCUCCGUUGAUCAGAAUAGGUAAAGAAAUAAUUUUUUUUUUUUUGAAGAUUGAACAAUUUCUUUUCUAGUGAAGUCUCAGUAACACCGGCGCCAGAGCAGCAAACUUCGAUUUAUACGGUUUUUUAAUGAUUUUCCCAAGAAAGAGCCUCUUUUUGUUUGAAUUUCCAGGGCCUCAUCCCCUUGAGGAUUUUCAACGGAGAAAUGCACGAAUGUGUGAUUUGUCGGCGAUUUUUGCACCAGAGCAAAAUGGUCAGGUAUUCGAAGCAAUCCAUCGCCUGCCGCGCCUGGAUCCCAUUUCUGGGUGAUUUUUGGGACUUUGAAGGGAGAAAACGCGGUUUUUUAGUGUUAGUAAUCUGUUGGAACUGUAGAUUUUAGGGUUCUAAACUUUUAAAUUUGAAACGAAACCAUUUUUUUAAGCUGAAAAUUUACAGAUUUUCAUUGAAAAAUGGGCUUUUAUAAAAUGAAAGGAAGAUUUUAGAUUGAAUUUUUCUAUUAAACUUUUUUUUUUACAGAUUUAACCCUAAACUUUGCAAAUUUUAUUUAGAAUAGAACUUUUUCAUUUUUCUUUUCGAUUUUCCAAAAACGCCUUUAUGGAAAAAAAGAAGUAUGUUUUCACAUGAAAAAAAGUGCAUUGAAAACCUAAAAUUUGAUGUUUUUUUGGCUUUAAUUUGAAGCUUUCAGAGUGAAAUGUCAAACUUUUCUAACGGUGUUUGAAAAAAAUCAAAUUUUUUUAUUUCGAAAAAAAUAAAAACCUUUGAAAAAAAGUUUCAAAAUAUAGGGGAAAAAUUAACAUUUCUGUACCUUUUUGUGAUAAAAAAAUUAGACUGAUUAUGAAAAAAAUAUAGGAAAAACAGUAGAAAUUUAAAAAAAUGAGCGUUUAUUGAGCAGAAAAAUAGUUUCUGAAAAAUAGAAAAAAAUUAGUGAAAAACUAUGUCAACUUUCAAUCAAAAAUUGAAACUCUAAAUAAAAUUUUAUUCAUCAAAAAAAUUUUUUUCAAAAUCAUUUAAAAAAAAUAUUCAGGAGGCCCAGCUUUCAUACGAAAAAAAUGGAGAGACUGAAGAUUUCCGAGCGUGUGAUUUGCCGUUCGCAUUUUCCAACCGUCGGUAACGACGGCUUUUUCCGUUCCACUGAUUUCCCACUCAUCAUGGGAAAUAGAGUGAUUUUCCGACCAUUUUUGAUAAAUUAUUGAACAUUUUUCAGGCCCCUCGGUUGCUUCCGUACCAUAUCCGAAAAGAACACGACUAUUUAUUCGUGAGAUCGGUGAAAAACUAUUCGUUUCGUGGGAUUUUGUAGCUUCUAAUGGCUCUUAAAAAAUUAUAGACUUUGUAAAAAAUAUUUUAGUAGAAAGUUGAUUAUAAAAAAAGUGGAGAAGGUUGAAAAUUAUCGUUUUCUUCAAAGCUGAAAAUAAUUUUUUUUUUUAGGAAUUUUAGAACUUUCUGGUAAUUUUGAUGAUCAAUAAGGGUCUAAUUUAAGUUCCUUUGAAGCUUGGAUGAACUUAAAAAUACUCAAAAAUGCAUUUGUUAGCUGCAGAAAAGUUGAGGGACCUCUUAAGUGUUUGGAAUUAACUUUCAUAAUGAUUUUUUAUUUAACAAACGAUUUUUGGUGAUUUUGAUGGUUGAAAAGGGUCAAAUUUAAGUUCCAGUAGAUUUUUAAGCUUGAAUGGAAUUGAACUACGCAAAAAUAUAUAUAUUAGCUCCAGAAAAUUUUAGGGACCUCUCAAGUGUUCGGAAUUGACUUUCAUAAUAGUUUUUUUUUAUUUUACAGGCUAUUUUUGGUAAUUUUGGUGGUCAAAAAGUGUCAAAUUCAAGUUCCUUUGAAGCUUAGAUUAACUCAAAAAUACUCAGAAAUACAGGGUGGCCAAUAAAUAUUGAAACGCGUUUGAAACGUUAUAACUUUCUCAAAAGUCAACCAAACAUCACCAAACUUGGAACAAAUUUUAUUCAUACAAUAUAGAAACAAAAUUCAAGAAUAGUUUUCAAAACGUCCUCCUUUAGCUUUGAUAACGGCCUUCAGUCUCUUCGGAUACGCAUCGAUCACGGCACGAAGGUCGUCGUCGUCGAUUUCGUCCCAUUUCUUGAUGAGCACGGUCUUCAGAGCUUUGAUACUUGGGUAGUUCUUAGAAGAGACCUUCUCGGUCAGAUAUAUCCACACGGCAUAGUCCAUCGGGUUGAGGUCGGACGAGGAAGCAGGCCAAUCAGCAGCCGAGAUGAACUCGGAAAAUUGGCGCGAUACCACUCUUGAGUCCCUUUGGCACGAUGAGCGAGGGCGCCGUCUUGUUGGAAGGUCCAUGGUCGGUUUCCGUAGUGAGAAUUGGCUCAGGGCAACACCCUCAACUUCAAAAUCUAUUCCCUGUAGUAUACUUGGUUCACUUUGACUCCAGGAUUCACAAAAAUCAGCGGAGUUUUGUCGUCAGCGGUAAUUCCGGCAAAAACCAUCACGGAAGCCGGAUGCGAAGUUUUAUUCAGAAUUUUUCCUUUUUCACAGGCACUCUGAUAGUCAGUAGCGAUGAUCCGAUGAUUUUGGCCGUUCUUGUUCGCCUCCACAGUGAAGAUUUUCUCGUCGGUAAAUAGUGUCGUCAGAUGCGAGCCAUCUUUCGUGCCAGCGAGCAGCUUUCAAGCCUUUUUCAUCCACAAUGUCUUGUUUUUUUGAUUGAGGAAGGCUCCUUUCUGCAUACGGUAGGGAAUCAUCUUCAGCUUGUUCUUGACAAUAGUUCUCAUCGAUUCUCGACUCAUUUUGUAUUCUUUUGCCAUCUUUCUCAUGCUUCUUUCCGGAGUGCGUCUGAUUUUCUCUCGAACGGCUUUGACGGCUUCUGGAGUCGUGACGGUGACUGGACGUCCCCUUCUUUGCAUGUCAUCUGAAGUACCCAGAUGCCGAUAUCGUUGUGCAGUUCGAAAAAAAUUCAAUGGCCAGUCCUUUGUGCAAAAAGCAGCGAUCGAACAAAAAACGGUUUCAAUAUUUAUUGGCCACCCUGUAGAUAAUAUAGCCCCGAAAAAUUUUAAGGGUCCUCUCGAGUGUUUGGAAUUGUCUUUCAUAAUGAUUUAUUUAACAAACGAUUUUUGGUGAUUUUUAUGGUUGAAAAUGGUCAAAUUCAAGUUUCUUUGAAACUUGAAUGAACUUAAAAAUAAUCAGAAACGGAUAUAUUAACUUCAGAAAAGUGAAGGGGCCUCUUAAGUGUCCGAAAUAAACUUUUAAAGUAGUUCCACAUUUUUCUACUUUACAAACUAUUUUUGGUGAUUUUGAUGAUCAAAAAGGGUCAAAUUCAAGUUUCAGUAGACUUUUAAGCUUGAACGGACUUGAUAUACUCAGAAAUAUUCAGAAAAGUUGAAGGGGCCUCUUUAGGGUUCGAAACAAACUUUCAAACUAAUUUUCACGUUUUGAACCUUUUUUUUUGGGAUUUCGAAGGUCAAAAAAAGUACCAAAUUUCAGUUUCAGUAGACUUUUUAAGCUUGAAUGAUUCUAAAAAAAUAUUCAUUAUAAGAUGUAUUAGAUCCUGAAAAGCUUAGGGACCUCUUAAGUGUUCAAAAUUUUUUUUAGAAAUAGUUUUUUGAUGGUUUUGGUGGUCGAAAAGUGACAAAUUUAAGAUCCAGUAGUUUUUUGGAACUUAUGAGCCCCUAAUAACUUCGAAAUUAUAUUUUUAUUUAGUAAAGCUUUUUCCAGAAAACACAAAUGAUGCAACAGCUGGCAGAAGACAGGAAUCACCUUUUCUUCCCUGUGAAAAAUUCGCCCAAAAAAGAGGAAAAUGAUGAGAUCGAGAAAACGUCCAAUGAAAGACGGAUGGUGGAGGAAGGUUUGAAAAAUAUGAUAGGAAAAAAAUAAUUAAAAAUCGAAAAACAGUGAAAAAUGCUCGUUUUUUGUUUAAAAACUGUCACGUCCAAUAAAAGUCACAUAAAAAGAAGUUGAGAAAAAAUAGCCACCUAAAAACGGAGAUUAUCCCUGGAGCGCACAAGGUAGAAGCACAUAAUUUUAAUUAUUAUAAAUACCUCUUUUUUUAGUUAGAGGAUCGCUGGGACCCCUAGAGCUUAAGGGGCCUAGGGAUCGGAAGCUAAACCCCUAUAGGGAGCACCUGAAUUUCGGCCCUAAAGUGAUCCCCUGACCCCUAUAGGGACCACUCUGGCGUUCCUCAGCGUGCAGAAGCUCCAGAAAGUCCCUGUUAAUAAAGUUUUAAGCUAAAAAAAAGCUGUGGAAAAACUUGAAAAAUUGAGAAAACCACUAAAAAACGAAAAAAAUGACAUGGGAUUCCUAGAAGACGUAAUUGUGCUCGAAGACAUCGUCGAGGUCGAGCCGCAGUUUGAAAACUCUGGUUGGGAGUUUAUUUCUGGAAUAACUAAAAUAUCAUUUCCCCAGAGACACCUGUGGAAAACGUUAUCAACGAGGAUCCGCCUAUCGAGGAGACCCAGUAUUUUGAGAUUUUUUGCGGUGAGUUUUGGGGGAAAUGACUUGGGAUGAGAAAAUUGGAAGUAAGAAACUUUUACGUUUGUAAUACGAGUCUAAAAUACAAGUUAAAAGUCUAAAUACCAUAAAAUCCCGAAUAAAACAUGGUUUUUCUGAAAAAUGCUUCCGUUUUAGACCUCCGAUGUGAACUUAUAUCAAGUAGAAUAUUAAUAAUAAUCAGAUUUGAAAAAUACCGAAUUUUCUCUGAGUUUGAAAGGGCUCGAAAUUUUGGAGAAACAAGGAAAAAUUCAAGAAAAUCUCUGCCUUUUCAUUUCGAUAAUUCUUGGAAGAAAAUGGACGACGUGCGUAGAGAAUGAACUUUGUGGGGUUUUUUGAGAAAAGCUUUAUUUUUGGAAUUUUACCAACUUUCAGGCUUCAAAAAACAAGUCAGUCUAAAAAGGUAAUUUUUGAGAGAUUAUAAAAGUUUAUAUUAUUUUUCUAACAAACGGAAUUUUCCAUAGAAACCAUAAGAAUCAAUCGAGUUUCACCGCGAUGGGCAGUCAGGCUCUUGAAGUCACAUUGCUCAUGUUACAGCCAAUUCCGAGCUGAACCAGGAUCCGUCGGCGAACGCGACGCAACACGCGACGCGUCCCACUUGCCUCCUAUGCGGCGCUUGUUGUACCGUCACUUGGAACAGGACUUUGAAGUUUUCUGUCAGUUUUUCGUUGAUUUCCUAGUGAGAAGAACACUCAAGGGGUCGCUUAGAUAGUGCGGUCAAAAAAGUUUAGGAAAGUUAACCGGAGAGGUCAUUUUAUAGUUGAAAGCAUGUUGAUAGAAAACCACAUUUCCUCCUCCUUCAGUGACCACUUGAGCAUCUUCUUAAUUCGAUCUUUUAAAAUCCAAGUGGCGACUUAAUAAAAUCUGCCUUUGAUGUGUCCUUGCAAAAAGAUCUUAUAAGAUCACUUGGAACAUGAAUUUGAAGUUUUUUGUCAGUAUUUGCUCUUGUAAGAAUAACACUUAAGGGGUCGCUUGAGCUGGAAACAAAGAUAGUUAUCAAAUUUUGGGAAGUUCAACCCUAAAAAAUGGAGUUGAGAGGUCAUCCAAGUUGAGAAAUACUUGAGUGGCCACUUGGAGUAUUUGUACUUUGAGAGAACCUAAGUGCCCACUUGAGAACUUUUUUCGAUAUGAAAAUGAGGGCUAGCGAUAACUUUCGCCGCUUCUUUCAAUAAAUAUCAUUUAAGGGACCACUAGCCUAUAGAAUCACCCUAAAGAGAAACCUGAGCGGCCACUUUAGGAAUGAAAUUUCUGAUUUAAAUAAUUUUGACAGUUUUUAGAACUUUUUCUCGAAUAAUUUAAAGUAGUCUGACAUCUUCAACGAAAUUUUGCUUUCUGAAAGUUCAAGUGGUCACUCAAGAGAUUUCAGCUUGAAGUGGUCUCUUAAGAAGGCAGCUGAGUACUCAAGCCCUUUUUUUCUCCUUUAGUGAUCAUUUUUUUAACUCCUUUCAAAAUCAAUUUUUUUGAAGCUUAGGUGACCAUUUGAAUUAUUUAAAUUCGAGUUAUUACCUCGAAAAAGAGUUAACGAAUUACUCAAGAGCUUUUUUUUCCUCCUACAGUGACCACUUGAACUUCUUCCAAAAUCCAUUUUUAAAAGUCCAAGUAGCCACUCAAGAGAUUUCAUAUUGAAGUGGUACCUCGGAGAGACAGAUAAUUAAUCACUUAAGGGAUUUCUCCUAAAUGACUACUAGAAGGUUUUUUAAAUCCCUGACGUCCUCUCAAAGCCUCAAAUUCUUCAAUUUUUCUCAAAAAUCAAAUUUUUUUUAGGAGAUUCGUUGCCCCAACGAACACAUGUACAGCCGCCGCGCUCGCCAUUGUCCUGUCACUGGGAAAAUUGUUUUUGACUUUUUCUAA
Caenorhabditis auriculariae is the source of this 10405-nucleotide messenger RNA. The record is from the annotation of a GenBank genome assembly. NCBI's taxonomy places the organism in Eukaryota, Metazoa, Nematoda, Chromadorea, Rhabditida, Rhabditidae.